This is a messenger RNA of Vicia faba (fava bean), 1125 nucleotides long. The record is from the annotation of a GenBank genome assembly. NCBI's taxonomy places the organism in Eukaryota, Viridiplantae, Streptophyta, Magnoliopsida, Fabales, Fabaceae.
AUGCUUAUUUGCACUGAGCACUUGGAACAAUUGCAAAAGUGGACAUUAGACCAAAGAAUUAAAACUCGUCUAGAAGAUACCGGUUUUCCAUGUUUAAGCGAACUUGGAAAAUGUCAACAUGAUAACCAGCUUCUGGAAUAUGUGGUAUCCCAUUUUAAUCCCAACACAUGUGGAUUUGAAUUUGGUGAUACAAAAUUAGUUUUUGGCUUGAAAGAUGUGCUCAAAAUUACAGGCUUGCACAUUACAGGCAAGCCAGUCACUAGGAUUGAUGAUGACAUGAUUUUUUGGUCCAACAAAUGUUUUAGACAAGAUUUGAACUUUAAAAAACAAGGUGUAAUUCGAGGAGCUAUCAAGUUAUGUGUUCUUAGAGAAAAUUUUAUGGAAGUUCCACCAAAUGCAACUGAAGUUGAACUAGAUCGACAUGCUAGAGCAUAUGCUCUUUAUAUUCUAGCUCUUGCACACCUAUACUGUUCUAUGAAAAAUAUUGAAGAAAAGGGUAUAAAGCAUCUGCACGGGAUUGCAUUGUCCCUGCAGGUCUUUAUAUUCCUACAUCUGACAAACAUCAAGGUCUUACUCAAGUUAUCGAGUUUAAAUGUCGUAAAUGAACAACUUCCGUUGAUCGGUGAUUGGUCACGUCAUUUAGAACAAUUUACCUUGAACAAAAGUAAAAAGGUAGAUUAUUUGGAUUUAAUUAACAAAAUAACUGCUAAAGAGGUUAACUACAAUCCAUAUGAUGAUAUUCAAUUUCCGGACAAGGAAGAAUAUUCAACUUUCGAUUUGGAAAAAAGGGUUUGUUGUAAAUCAACCUUACAACAAACUUAUCUCAUCAACUUUAAUGAGGUUGCAUUUUUUCAACCGCAUAAGUUUAAAAAACAAUAUUCUAAUGCACGUGUCAGGGAUAAACAUUACAGACACAAAUGGAAAUUGUACCCAAGAGGUGGUGGAAAGGGGAAAGAUUGGCAAGAGCAGAAAAAACAUAGAAAAUAUAUCAAUCAUUGGAACAUAAGUUGUUUAGGUAAAAGACCACAACUUGAAAGAGGACAAGAUUUUCUAAUGAGUGAUUGUAUUGAAGAUGCAGGAGAUAACAAUGAAGACGGGGGAAGAAACAAAGAUCAAGGAAAAUGA